Closterium sp. Naga37s-1 is the source of this 1679-nucleotide messenger RNA. The record is from the annotation of a GenBank genome assembly. NCBI's taxonomy places the organism in Eukaryota, Viridiplantae, Streptophyta, Zygnematophyceae, Desmidiales, Closteriaceae.
GCGAGGAGGUUGACGAGAAAGGCGAGGAGGUUGACGAGAAAGGCGAGGAGGUUGACGAGAAAGGCGAGGAGGUUGACGAGAAAGGCGAGGAGGUUGACGAGAAAGGCGAGGAGGUUGACGAGAAAGGCGAGGAGGUUGACGAGAAAGGCGAGGAGGUUGACGAGAAAGGCGAGGAGGUUGACGAGAAAGGCGAGGAGGUUGACGAGAAAGGCGAGGAGGUUGACGAGAAAGGCGAGGAGGUUGACGAGAAAGGCGAGGAGGUUGACGAGAAAGGCGAGGAGGUUGACGAGAAAGGCGAGGAGGUUGACGAGAAAGGCGAGGAGGUUGACGAGAAAGGCGAGGAGGUUGACGAGAAAGGCGAGGAGGUUGACGAGAAAGGCGAGGAGGUUGACGAGAAAGGCGAGGAGGUUGACGAGAAAGGCGAGGAGGUUGACGAGAAAGGCGAGGAGGUUGACGAGAAAGGCGAGGAGGUUGACGAGAAAGGCGAGGAGGUUGACGAGAAAGGCGAGGAGGUUGACGAGAAAGGCGAGGAGGUUGACGAGAAAGGCGAGGAGGUUGACGAGAAAGGCGAGGAGGUUGACGAGAAAGGCGAGGAGGUUGACGAGAAAGGCGAGGAGGUUGACGAGAAAGGCGAGGAGGUUGACGAGAAAGGCGAGGAGGUUGACGAGAAAGGCGAGGAGGUUGACGAGAAAGGCGAGGAGGUUGACGAGAAAGGCGAGGAGGUUGACGAGAAAGGCGAGGAGGUUGACGAGAAAGGCGAGGAGGUUGACGAGAAAGGCGAGGAGGUUGACGAGAAAGGCGAGGAGGUUGACGAGAAAGGCGAGGAGGUUGACGAGAAAGGCGAGGAGGUUGACGAGAAAGGCGAGGAGGUUGACGAGAAAGGCGAGGAGGUUGACGAGAAAGGCGAGGAGGUUGACGAGAAAGGCGAGGAGGUUGACGGGAAAGGCGAGGAGGUUGACGAGAAAGGCGAGGAGGUUGACGAGAAAGGCGAGGAGGUUGACGAGAAAGGCGAGGAGGUUGACGAGAAAGGCGAGGAGGUUGACGAGAAAGGCGAGGAGGUUGACGAGAAAGGCGAGGAGGUUGACGAGAAAGGCGAGGAGGUUGACGAGAAAGGCGAGGAGGUUGACGAGAAAGGCGAGGAGGUUGACGAGAAAGGCGAGGAGGUUGACGGGAAAGGCGAGGAGGUUGACGAGAAAGGCGAGGAGGUUGACGAGAAAGGCGAGGAGGUUGACGAGAAAGGCGAGGAGGUUGACGAGAAAGGCGAGGAGGUUGACGAGAAAGGCGAGGAGGUUGACGAGAAAGGCGAGGAGGUUGACGAGAAAGGCGAGGAGGUUGACGAGAAAGGCGAGGAGGUUGACGAGAAAGGCGAGGAGGUUGACGAGAAAGGCGAGGAGGUUGACGAGAAAGGCGAGGAGGUUGACGAGAAAGGCGAGGAGGUUGGUGCGCGUGCCGAUAGGCAGCACGGGGAGCACCUUUGCAGAAAAGGGCGACACUCACUUUUGUCCUUUGAUGUGGGAGAAUACCAAUCCAAACUUGGCACCACCAAUGGCUUCGACAGAGAUGUUAACAAAGAAGGCGAGGAGGCCGGUGCAUGUACCUGGGAACGGGACAACUUUCUUCUGGCCUUUGAUGUGCGAGAACACGAGGCCAAACUUGGCACCGCCAAUAGCUUCGACUGA